GUAGGCACAGCGUCAAUUUGUGGCUGACAGUGCAUACACCGUUGUGUAUAUCUCGCCGCGCCGUUGUCGAUGUGCGUGUGAAGCUGACAGCCUCGUUUUCAACGCGGAAGUGCGCAGAUCGAUGCUAAACGCCUCUAUAGGAGUUCCUCUGAAAAUGUUUCGACGUCGCUCACUUCGCUGCAUGGCCCCAGUUCUAUUCUUCACCAUCUUGGUAUUGUACAUCCUCACCAUCACGUUUAGCCAGACACUUUACCCUUUGGGUAGGCGCACCAAGUCCUCGGUAAUGGACGUGUUUCAGUUUCUCCCCUGGCGGAGAACAUCGCCCGAAGCGCCUCCCGUGAACAUCAAAAAUGGCAGUCACACGAGCCAGCCCAGCGCGGAGAAAAGUCUCUCGAGAAGGAAGCCCAGUCUGGGAUCUUUAAAGUUGGCAUCUUCUGCCAAUUCUAUGGAGAUAUCCAAAGUCAAAGUUCUUUGCUGGAUUUUGACAUCACCUUCCACUUUGCACAGCAAGGCCGCGCACAUUAAAGAGACUUGGGGCCCGCGCUGUGACGUCACACUCUACAUGAGCUCCCAGGCGGACCCGUCGUUCCCCGCUGUAGCCCUAAACGUGGCAGAGGGCCGCAACAGCCUGUGGAACAAGACCCGGGCCGCCUUGAAAUACGUCUACGAGCACCACUCCCAGGAGGCCGAGUGGUUCAUGAAGGCCGACGACGACACCUACGUCAUCGUAGAGAACCUGCGCUACUUCCUGCGGGAUAAAAACAGCAGCGCGCCGCUGUAUUACGGGCACAACUUCAAGAUGUUCACCAAGCAGGGGUACAUGAGCGGCGGAGCAGGCUACGUACUGAGCAGGGAGGCCCUUGGACGGUUCGCAAAGGGGGAUAACUACCGGUGUAAGACGGACUACACGGCUGAAGACGUAGGGGUCGGGAAAUGCUUGGAGGCGGUGGGAGUGGUAGCUGGCGAUUCCAGGGAUUCGCUCAACCGAUCUCGCUUCCUUCCUAUGUCCAUUGCAGACUUCGUCAACAAUCACUUACCAAACUGGUACCAUCAUUACAAAAAGUACCGCACAUCCGAGGGAUUGAGCUGUUGCUCCGACUAUCUUAUCUCCUGUCAUUACGUGACGCCCCAAACCAUGCACUUCUUGGACUUUGUCAUCUACCAUCUACGCUCGGCUAACGACAGUCAACAGCGUAGAUACAAACUGAGAAGCAACCAGACGAUUCUCGUGUAAUAAAUUCCACAAUUAUAAAAAAAACAAACGAAACUUUAUGAAUAUAGAUUGAAAGUUAAGUAAGCCAAUUAUUUUUUUCAUAAUUUGUACAUCUUUAUAAAAGAAACCGUUCAUUGCUUUGGGCACGACUGUGCUUGCAAAUAAGAGCAAAUCUGUCGGUUUCCCGUAGAAUUUUGUUUUUCAUUACAGUGACCGUGCAUUUUAUUGGAAGGCUUCAACUUUCAUGCAUAGCUGCCCGGUGAUCUGCCUAAACGCACGGGAUGUAUAUUUGACAGUGCUGUAAAAUUGUUUUGUUUCCAGAUCUUAAGAUGUGUAUAAAUGGCGAUGCCGCUGUUGAGUCAAAUGACAAAUUAACCUCACUCUCCUCUGGUGAAUGAUUCUAAAUUGCGGAAGGAGAACCUUUUUGUCAAAAUAAAAAGAAACCAAAAAUGUGAA
Molecule: messenger RNA, 1669 nt
Organism: Acanthaster planci (crown-of-thorns starfish)
Lineage: Eukaryota; Metazoa; Echinodermata; Asteroidea; Valvatida; Acanthasteridae
Product: glycoprotein-N-acetylgalactosamine 3-beta-galactosyltransferase 1-like
Cellular component (GO): membrane
Molecular function (GO): N-acetylgalactosaminide beta-1,3-galactosyltransferase activity
Source: RefSeq, a predicted model, not a curated record